Molecule: messenger RNA, 824 nt
Organism: Pseudo-nitzschia multistriata
Lineage: Eukaryota; Bacillariophyta; Bacillariophyceae; Bacillariales; Bacillariaceae
Source: the annotation of a GenBank genome assembly
CACGAAUUUGCAGUCUCAAAAACUUGUCAGGUUCUGAAAAAAAGCGAACAUAGAUGAGUCGAACGAGUACAAGUACUCGUACUACUAGUACCGUACUACAACCACCAGUCUUACUGCUGGUAUCACAUGCCUUGGAGUUGACAGCUUCGAACUCACAAGUGAACUGAGCUUCGGUCGAUGACACUGUUACCACUUCUGAAAAGCUCCCUUGACGAACCAACACGGCACGAGAAGGCCACCACAACCUGAUCAAAGAGAGAAAAAGAAAGGGAAACGGAACGAGGUAAAAUGACGGAAUUACCAGAAACAAACGAAUCGUCGAAUACGGUUGGCAUCGCAAACAAAGCUCAAUCCAGAACAGAAGAAGGACCGGCGCCCGACGGAAUGGGCGUUCAAAGGAAGAUCAUACCGUCGUCGUCCGAAUCGAUAGACCCGCCUUCCCUAACCGGGAAACGCGAUCACGUUGGCGAAAAAGUCGCCGGGGAUUCGGGUGCCGGUGGGGACGGGAUAGCUGCCAUGCUGCAUGCGUUUGCUGCCGCCGAUGCGGCGCGCACCACGGCAGGGGCCGACACGAGUUCCACGAGAAACACCCACAACAAACGGGGGAAACGCGAGUGGCUCUCGUACCGAGGAACCCGUCACAGCAGGGUGGGGGAGGAUUACCAGGUCACCUCGCUGCCCUCUGUCGCAAAACCAGACCAURCCAGAACAACCGAAUCCAACGGGAAGGGGAAAUAACACACAACAGCACGAAACGAAGCAUCGUGGCGGAGGAACACUUUUAAAAAACACCCAUUCGUAAGCAACAAAUGCACAGCGUAAUG